This is a messenger RNA of Pseudovirgaria hyperparasitica, 1175 nucleotides long. RefSeq lists its product as uncharacterized. The transcript has 2 exons. Gene Ontology annotation, cellular component: endomembrane system. The coding region runs from base 195 to 1175 and encodes 326 amino acids. Gene Ontology annotation, molecular function: 1-acylglycerol-3-phosphate O-acyltransferase activity. The record is from RefSeq and is a predicted model, not a curated record. Lineage: Eukaryota; Fungi; Ascomycota; Dothideomycetes; Acrospermales; Acrospermaceae.
CACACACACACACACACAACCUCACCAUCACAACAACCACCACCACCCAAAAGCCAUCACCGUCGCUGUCUUCACACUCAACUCUCUUCAUUCCCUCCUCUAUACCUCUCUAUCGCUCUCGUCUUCAUGUGUCGACCUUCUCGCUCUCUCCACUACCGCUGCCACUCUGCUCUUCUAGACACGCCUCGUCCUGUAUGACCAUGCCGCCUCCUCCACCUUCCGUAGCCUCAUCCAGCCACGCUUCUAUCUUUACAAGUCUGGCUGCCCACAUACGCGGCUCAAUCAUCAUCACUCCAUGGCUGCUCUAUCUGCUUGCUGCUGAUGUCGCCUUGUCUCUGCUGCUGCCUGUCAAGCUCGUCCUCCCCACUCCCACUUAUCACCUGUGCUCCCUUAUAGCCGGCUCCGUCUGGGCUUGGAUCCAGCACAUCUUCGUAGACUACAACAACGCCAACAUCAUUGUCGAGUCCAAUACCGACGGUGCUACCAUCCCGUUCCGAGAAUCUGCCAUUGUCGUUGCCAAUCAUGUCUCGUGGACUGACUUCUACCUCAUCCAAGACCUGGCUCAACGCGCCGGCAUGCUGAGCCGAUGCAGGUGGUUUGCUAAGAAGUCACUCAGAUGGGUGCCUUUUCUCGGCUGGGGGCUCUGGGCUAUGGGUAUGCCUCUUGUGAGUAGGAAAUGGACCUCUGACCGUCGUGAGCUGAACAAGGUCUUUGAUGGAAUCGUGCAACGGAAGUGGCCAGUGUGGCUCAUCUCCUACAGCGAGGGCACCCGCUUCACUCGGCGUAAGCAUGCCUCCACCCUAUCCUUCUGCGAGUCCCGGAACCUGCCCAUCCCAAAGCAUACACUCUGGCCGAGAACCCGAGGCUUCGUGUCCACCGUCCAGGCUCUGCGCAAGACCUCGCAUGUUCGCGCCGUCUACGACAUGACCCUCGCCUACUCCUCACAAGGCUCCUUCAUGACCGCCCCUAGCUUCUGGGCAACCAUUGCUGCCCCGCUCAACGGAAUUCGCGGUGAUCUGUCCCGAGCAGGGCAUCGCUUCUUUGUACGACUCGACAGAUUCGACCUCGACGACCUUCCCGAGUCGGACGAAGAGCUCGGGCUGUGGCUCGAGAGUCGCUGGCUCGCCAAGGACAGGAAACUACAAGAGCUUGAAAGGAUGUGGGAGCUUGAUUGA